Messenger RNA from Orycteropus afer afer, 900 nucleotides. It is a transcript of the gene SGCZ, whose product is annotated as sarcoglycan zeta. NCBI's taxonomy places the organism in Eukaryota, Metazoa, Chordata, Mammalia, Tubulidentata, Orycteropodidae. Gene Ontology annotation, biological process: cardiac muscle tissue development; heart contraction. Bases 1 to 900 code for a protein of 299 amino acids. Gene Ontology annotation, cellular component: sarcoglycan complex; sarcolemma. The record is from RefSeq and is a predicted model, not a curated record. The transcript has 7 exons.
AUGACACGUGAACAAUACAUACUAGCAACACAACAGAAUAACCUGCCAAGAACUGAGAAUGCACAACUUUAUCCAGUGGGAAUUUAUGGAUGGCGAAAGAGGUGCUUAUACUUCUUUGUCCUUCUGCUGUUGGUUACCAUGAUAGUUAACUUAGCCAUGACAAUAUGGAUAUUGAAAGUUAUGAAUUUCACUGUGGAUGGUAUGGGAAAUCUGAGAGUCACCAAGAAGGGAAUCCGACUUGAAGGUAUAUCUGAGUUUCUACUUCCAUUGUAUGUGAAAGAAAUUCAUUCCCGAAAGGAUAGUCCUCUGGUCUUACAGUCUGACAGGAAUGUAACAGUGAAUGCAAGAAAUCACAUGGGGCAGUUAACUGGACAGCUGACAGUAGGAGCUGACGCUGUGGAAGCUCAGUGUAAGAGGUUUGAAGUGAGAGGGAGUGAAGAUGGCAGAGUGCUAUUUUCUGCAGAUGAAGAUGAGAUCACCAUUGGGGCUGAAAAGCUGAAGGUUACAGGCACAGAAGGAGCUGUGUUCAGGCACUCUGUAGAAACACCUCACAUCAGAGCAGAACCUUCUCAAGACCUCAGGCUUGAAUCACCAACUAGAUCUUUGAUAAUGGAGGCACCUCGAGGGGUCCAGGUGAGCGCUGCUGCAGGAGACUUCAAGGCCACUUGCAGGAAGGAACUCCAUUUGCAGUCAACAGAGGGAGAGAUAUUUUUAAAUGCAGAUACAAUCCGGCUGGGAAAUCUACCGACUGGCUCCUACUCAUCUUCUUCACCUAGCUCCCCACAUUCUCGACAGACAGUGUACGAACUCUGUGUCUGCCCCAAUGGCAAACUUUACCUUUCUCCAGCAGGAGUAGGCUCCACUUGUCAGUCCAGUAGCAACAUCUGCUUAUGGAGCUAA